AUGGAUAGUUCGUGGCGUCAGCGAAGUUCUCGAGCGGUAUCCAUUGCCGCAAUUGCAUCAACCCGACAUGCUUUGCAGAAGCUCAUGAUAUGGGUCUCGCCUGAGUUAUUUGUGCAUCUCUUGGCUAUUGGGACCUCCUUAGGAGUUAUGAUUUUGAGCUUCCGCGAUGUCUUUUGGAAGGACGUUGGAGCAGCCCAAAUAAACUCGGGUCUUAAGGCAUUUCAAUUUGCUGCGCGAGUCCAUGAGAUCAUUCUUUCGGUAUCAACCUCGACCAUGGUUCUUGGGGUAGCGAGGCAGGUCAUGCUCCAUGGCCAAGGGCUUCCAUUUGGCAUGCUAAUGGCCAGCUACAACAUUGCCUCAUUGACGACUUUUCUAUGCAAGGAAUUCUGGGCAUCUCUCACGGUUGCAGUGCGAUUGCAGAAGCUCAUGCUUGGGAUUCUAAUGCUAUCUGCUGCUGCAUUCCUUGUCCUGGCAGGACCUCUAUCGGCAAUCCUAAUCAUACCCCAACUUGGCUGGUGGCAUGAAAGUCUACAAUAUGAGCCAAAUGACAUCCACGGUACAGCAGCUUCUUGUGUUAUAAUGCCUCCACAUGCUUUUUUUACGAAUCAGCCAGAGAUUGCCUACUUCGGCCAAUCGUGCCUUGAAAGCGGGAACUUCAACAACAGCAGAUGUCCAACGGGUGGAUACAACAUUAUUUUGGAUAAUGCAAACCAUAUGAUGCGAAACAUUUCUCUAAACGAUAAUACGAGGAGCCUAACCUGUUUGUCACCACAACGAUUCCUGGCUGUGGCUACGCCAGAUUCCAAUUCUGGGCAGACCGUCUCAUCCGUGCUUACUCCCUCAGGUGCAAAUGACCCCACGCAUGCUGGUCCUGAUCGGGGACAACUUUUGUCUUCCUCCAGAUAUGUGUACACGUUUGCUGGACCAAAAAAGUUACGCAAACCAGUGGUCGAAGUCUCGUGCGAAUCAUCUACAUAUAAUACGUUUGGUGGUCUUCUGCCGGUCGAUUUCCUUAAUGGCUCCAAAUGGAGUGCAACAGAUGCCGAAUGGAGGCGAGUGGUAAAGCCUACUAUUUUCACUGAGAAUUCUACCUAUUUCUGGCAUUUCGAAUGGUUGAAUUUUGAAACAACGCACCAGCUUCGUGCGCCUUCUGCUGGAGCUUUGUUCGCGUACACGAGCCCAGAACUUAUUCCUAUGCUAGCAGCUUGCACAGUUGAAGCAUCAUGGGUUCCUAUUACUGCCUGGGUGACUGCCGCGGAUAACAACAUGCAUGAUAACGAAACGAACUUAUUGAAAAUCUACAAAACCUCGUCGCCUCCGUCGUCUGAAAGCGUACCUUUUCCCCGUCCAGGUCACAUAAUUAUGAACUCGAGCUAUCUCGAAGCUCUUAAUCCUUCUUACGGUCGCCGUUAUGCAAAUGACACUGGUUUUCUGACCGAAAAUAAUGAGCAGUACUACGGCAAUCAUACGUUCUCUUGGAUGACUCGCAUGAUGCAAGUUACAGCGCUACCCGCUGGUUGGGUCGACCCGCCUUACACAUGGUCGGGCCCGCUGGUGCCGGCCUGGAGUAGUAAUAAUUCAGAAUUUCUUAACUACGCCUCCUCCCUUAUCGGUAUGGUCGUUGCUGACGCGCUUGCACGCAGCAAUGUGCCUUUGGGGGCCACUCUGUUGGCUGACUGUGCAGAUGCUUCAGAUCAAACUGGAAGAGUUUCGAUGAUCCGUGAGCGUUACGGGUUUGGUUGGCGCGUACAGGGCACAGAGGUUGGGCUCGCGAUAUCCGGCUUGCUGCUUCACAUUGUUGCAACGUUGAUUUAUUUGGUCUGGAUUUGUUGUUCAGCACGCGCUCGUACCAACAAAGUAGCAGACAGUGCAGGACAGAUGUUGUUAUUAGCUGUGCAGGCUGAGCCCAAUUCGCAGCUCCACACAGCUGAUGCUAGAGCACCAGACGAAGCAGUGUGGUCGACUAUGGUAAAUUUACAGGACGACAAGUCUGAAGCCCUACAGCUAGUCUUCAAUGAUGUAACCGAACGCAGCAGCAGUAUGAAACCCUGUCGAACCUCAACUAACGCCGAUACUUCCGAUACCCCCGAUACCACCGAUACCAGACAUCAACGCUACGGCGUGCUGAAGGGUGGAUGUGAUGGCGGCAGGCACAUGACCGCAGAGACAUGA
Messenger RNA from Endocarpon pusillum Z07020, 2172 nucleotides. RefSeq lists its product as uncharacterized. Bases 1 to 2172 code for a protein of 723 amino acids. NCBI's taxonomy places the organism in Eukaryota, Fungi, Ascomycota, Eurotiomycetes, Verrucariales, Verrucariaceae. The record is from RefSeq and is a predicted model, not a curated record. The transcript is spliced from 2 exons.